Acipenser ruthenus (sterlet) is the source of this 4487-nucleotide messenger RNA. RefSeq lists its product as uncharacterized. The transcript has 12 exons. The record is from RefSeq and is a predicted model, not a curated record. The coding region runs from base 118 to 3639 and encodes 1173 amino acids. Lineage: Eukaryota; Metazoa; Chordata; Actinopteri; Acipenseriformes; Acipenseridae.
AAGUUGUAGAAAACGAAAGUAAAACUGUGCCUCUGUUUCGGCAGCAUGAUUAUGUGAAAUGGCGGAGACAAACUUGCUUAAAUAUUAUUCUACAGAUUUCUAAGAUAUCUGGUGAAAAUGAGCAGGAGAAUCGACCGUAGAACGCGUAUUGUGUUCCUUUGUCUUGUACUGCACGUUAAUCAAUAUCUUGCAAAAGACUUUACUCUGGAAGUGGAUGAUCCCAUACAUGCUUUGGUAAAUCAAAAUGUUAGCCUGAAAUGCUUGAUAGUGGAGAAAAUACCCGAAGAAUGGAUUAACAAUAAUUUUGGAGUCCAGUGGAAGAUAAACUCUAAGGAUAAGAUGGAGGAAGUCCUGUACACAUAUAAUGCAGGGGAAAUUACCAGCAAAAGGGAAGGAGCAAGUAUAUCUCAGGAUGCCGUGAAAAUAAAAAAUGCUUCGCUUUCUCUUCCAAACAUACAAUUUAAAGAAGAAGGAGACUACACGUGUGUUGUUUUUAAUACUCCUUGGAAAUCUGAAAAAACCUUUAAAGUAACUGUAUCUUCAUACCCAGAAGUUACUCUCACACCUGAAGACCUUAAAAUCCUGCUAGGUAACGAGAAGUCACUGGAGUGUAAAGUGUCAGGAUUUUAUCCUGAGAAGAUUGAAAUUGCUUGGAAAAAAUCUAAAGAUGGAAAGGUUACAGCGGUAUCAAGUGAUCAUGUCUGCACAGGAACACCGGCCAUUAACAGUGAUCAAACUUUCAGUAUAACUAGUAGUCUCAGACUACAGCCAUCGCUUGAGGAUAAUGGCAAUGUUUAUCAAUGUGAGGUGAUGCAUAGAACAUUCAAAACACCACUUGUUUUUGAAUCGAGACUCUCUGUUGAAGAGAGUCAAUCCAGUGGUUCUUUAAUUGCUGGAAUUUUGAUACCCGUGCUUCUUAUUUUAUUGGUGAUUACAGCAGUAUCUUUGUAUAUGAGAUUUAAAGCAGUUCUACCUAAAGUUACCGAAUUGAACAUUCCUGGUCCUAUAAAACAUAAAGACAAGGCAACUAUUUCCAGUGUGGUGUCUGGGUUUCGACCUGAUGUUAUUGAUGUAAUCUUAAAGCUGAAAAGAAGCAGCCAAGAUUGCAUUGACAUUUUUAAAUGGCAUAACCAACAACCAAUUACCUCAAAGAGGUUGGACAACUAUGAUGAAAUUAUCCCUAUAAAUGGCACAGUCGACCAGGACCCACACGGCUCAUUUAAAGCCAUCAUUACCGAGAUGGAGAAACACAGUGACGGCACAUUCAGUAUCAUAUGUACCAUAUCAGUAACUCCAGACAUUGACAUGGAUGCUGGGGCAGAACUGGUUCUGGAAGUCCAGCAUUCGGCAGUAACUAUUAGAAAAUCUGUAACCAUUACAGUUGUCGGAGUAAAGCCAAGAAUACACAAAGUUAUCGUGCCACCUGUUGUGAUUCACAAUGAACUUGUGGCUUUGACUUGCCCAAUCAAUGGAUUCAAACCCAGACCAGCAGCCAUCACCUGGCACAAAAAGGAAGUGAAUGGAAAAGAAAAGGAAGUAUUGAGGCUAGAACCUGAUGGCAAAUUGGUUGUGGAAAAAAACCGUGAAGGAAAAAAACCAAAAUACUCCCAUGGAAUAAGUGAGAUGGAAUAUGAAGAAGAUAGCACACAUGAUGUUAUAAGUAUUUUAACAUUUGUUCCAACGAUACAAGAUGACAAUGAGGCCUCAUACAUCUGUAAAGUUUAUCACGUAGCUACCGAGAUUACACAAGAAACAAAGGAGACUAUCUAUGUAAAAGCUGCACCCAAACUGGAUGCUAUCCAGCUUUCACCUGAUGUGCCACAGAGCGAGAGCCUUCUCACCUUAUCCUGUCGAGUGCACUCAUAUUUCCCACAAGCCACCCUUGAGAUCGUUUGGUAUUUGGAAGGUAAACGGGUGGAAGAAGGAACACAAAUUGGCGAUGUUAUCAAGGCAAAUGAUGGUUUAUUCUAUUGCACAAGUUUCUUCAAAAUGAUUCCAACCUGGAGAGAUGUUGGUAAGGUGUUUACCUGCGAGGUUAGGCAUGAAAGUAUUGCAGAGCCCAGGACAGUCGAAUGGAAAUUGGAUGAACUGGUUUCAGUUCCAGUAGUAACUGACAUCAAAAGUGACCCACCUUUACCGGAGAUCGGGAAGCCGAUGACUUUAUCCUGUGUCGUAAAGGAUUACUACCCAAAAGAUUGCACAAUCGCGUGGGUACAAGGAUUUGAAAGAACUGAUGAUGGCAUGGAGACCGACGAGCCUGAAUUCGAUGAAGAAAGGAGGGUCUACAGUCGGAAAACCCAAAGGACAUUCAUACCAACUAUGGAGGAUUAUGGGUCUGAAUACACUGUGGAGAUUGUGCACCAGGGCAUAACUCAGAGACCCCCCAAAAACGUGUUUGUCAUGAAAUUCAAAGGUGUUCCUACGGUUGGGGACAUUAUUAAAGGCACGGAUGUUGUUGACUACGGACAGCCAGUUACCCUUUCCUGUGACGUCACAGGAUUCCUUCCCAAAGAAAUCCAAGCUGAGUGGCUACACAAUGGCAAAAAAGUCCAUAACAAUGGGAUCAAACUUAGCGGCCCAGAUGAAAAUGGUUUUUACAGUCUUCGAAGCAUUUAUCAGCUGACCCCAACCGCACAUGAUUUUAACAAAGAUGUUUUAUUUUCGGUGAAACAUCAAACCUUGAAGAAAGCAGUUAUAAAAGAGGCCUAUAUAUCUCUUUCUGCUAAGCCACCGAUUGUAUCCAAUUUAAUAAUCGAGCCUCAAACUCCAGAAAUCAGUCGAAAACUAAGAAUGUCUCUGACUAUAGAGGAUUAUUCCCCUGAAGAAAUCAAAGUAGAAUGGUACAGAUAUAAGGGAUCAUUUGAAAAAAAACCAGUGACAACUUGUACAGUUGCUGAAAAUGGCCUGUUCCGUGGGAAAAGUGUCUUAGAAUUCAUACCCAAAGCCACUGACCAGGGAGGUCCUAUCAGAUGUGAGGUGAUGCACCCAGUAACUAAGGAAAUGAAAGAAAAGAGUUUUGUGCUGUUUCUGAAAGACUGCCCUGUUCUGUCAGAGAUUAAUUGUCAUCCAAAAUUCCCCAAAUUGGGCGAGCAGGCCACUCUGACUUGUAACAUAAGCAAAUUCAAACCAAAGGAUAUCCAAGUUGUUUGGUUCAAUAAUAAAACUAAAAUCCAGAGUGGAGUCAAUACCAGUGAGCCGAAAUGUCAUGACGAUGGUUAUUACUAUUUAACUACUGAGCUCACAACAACAGCAUUGGGAAAAGGAGACAAAUAUGUGCUUCAAGUCUCCCACCAGCUUUUAGAUGAACCAAUGAGAAAGGAAUACGUAAUGGGGCUAAACAAAACAACAGAAGAAUCCCAAAUAAAGUGUUUGCAGAAGAACCCGAAAGCCGGCGAGGAGCUCACCCUAGAAUGCACUUUCAAGGGACUGAAAGAAUCAGCAGAGAUUAUCUGGCAUAAUAAUGGGUUACUUCUGGAUGCGGAAACAUGGGUCAACAAACCAUCAAGAGAUCCACCGGGAAUCAUCUCCACCUUAACUUUGACACCAGCUGAAUCAGAGACAAAGUGUGAAAUUGUAUGUGAAGCGUCUGACUGUUAUCUGCCUGUAGGGGAUCACAAGUUAACCCUAUACCUCUGUUAACUGUAUUUCCAAUGAACUUUAAAGACUGGACGCGAUGAAGAUCCAUGCCUGGAUAACCUCUCAGUGCAUUGAACAUCUGCACGCUCUUAAUUAUAUGUGUUAUGAAUCAUAGCUAUGAUAUUAAAUGAAUGAUAUCUAACAACAUAAUUCCAUUAGCUACAUAGGCUCAAAUGUGCAGAUUUGAAAGAAACACAUAUUGUAAUAUACCGGUAUUUUCAUUUUGAAACAGACACCUGCUACAGCACUAGAUUAAAGGAAGUUCUCAGGUUGCUUACCAUGCCUUCCAGGAAGUCUGUUACUGCUUUACUUCCUUUAUAAUUUCACCCCAGUUGUGUCUUCUGCUGUAGUAUGUUAUUGGGUGAAAGCUUGGAAGUUAGUAAGGGAAGCAGCUGAUUGGUUACGGACAGGAAUGAAGUCAGUGAAGGGAUGAGGACAAUUUCACCAUUCUGGUGAAAUGACGGUCUAAAAGCAGGCUUGCGAACAGAGAUUUCUCUAACCUAGUGGUAGUACCAGAUAACAUGUUUUGAAAUUAAAGUACAUGUGUGCUAAAAUGUAUUUCUUUCACAACUACACAUUAUCAUGAAUGGAUGUUCAUGGUGGGGAAAACUUUUUUAAUUAUUUUUUUAAAAUUAUACUAACGAAACUAUUUUGUUAAUAUAAUUACUUAAACUGAUAUAACUAAGAUAUAUUGUCUAACAGAAUGAACUCUGUCCAGAUAAAAUGAUGACAUUUUGUAAGUAUUAUGCUUUAUUUUAUCAAAAACGAAAAAAAAACAAAAAAAAAAAACUUUGCAUUUACUUCUAUGGUAGACAUUGUUAUAAAUUAAUGGAAAUGGAACUGAUAUAUAA